GUUUCUUCGCUCAAGUUAUCUAGUACAAGUGUUUUAAUUGGUUCUGAUAUUACAAUUAAGUGGGUAUAUAACGCAGGAAAUGUGACCGUAGGAAACUUAAGCGUUGUUGACAACUCAACUAAAGCCUCAACACUAAUUACCGGACAAUUACAACUCACUGCUCUAAAUUACACGUGGAAGACUACUAAUUUGGGCACGUUUUGGUUUGCACUUAAUGAUGGAGUUAGUAAUAAACUCUCACCACAAUUCGAUGUCUUGAGCCCUCAACAAGUUCAAGCUAGUGCGUCUGCUGCAUCAAGUAAGCCAACUGGCUCUCCUGGCCCUUCAACUAAUACCAAAAAUGCUGCUUCAGCUAAAACGAGCUUCACUAGCUUCAACCUUCUGGUUAGCCUUGUUUUGGUUGCAGCG
Messenger RNA from Racocetra persica, 408 nucleotides. NCBI's taxonomy places the organism in Eukaryota, Fungi, Glomeromycota, Glomeromycetes, Diversisporales, Gigasporaceae. The record is from the annotation of a GenBank genome assembly.